CACCCUCUCCCUCUCUCUCUUUCUCAGCCCAGCGCUCGGUGCAUCCACUGUCGUUUCUAACGGGGGAUAAUACAGCGCCACCCGUACUGCUCCCUCAACUCUGGCCACAAAAAGGCGGCAGACGGUGACAGCAUCAGCACUAGCAACAGGAGGCUCCUCUCUGAUCUCCUUUUGUCUAAGACUCCUCCUCUCUCUGUCUCUCUCUCUCUCCCAGGACUCCCUUGUUCCCUCCAGAUGAGAUCUUCUCCACAUCCGGACGGACAGAUCGGGAGCUGACAGCAUGCUGUGCCAGUGAAACAACCAUAGGAAGAACAGAAAGGAAUCUCCACCGACUGAAGACGUUCUUUGAACUAUCUCGACUGCGUGCAACUCCUGUGUCAAGAAGAAGCAGCAUUGGAGGAGCAGCAGGCACCGUUGAGUUAAAGCUUCUGCCUGGCUGCCCAGCACCACCAUGGCUGAGAGUCGAAGGGAAGCCCUUGCAGCGGCCCCGAUGUCCACCACUGCCUCCGCGGUCGGUGCCAACACUACCGACAUCUCCGGCACCGGAUCCAGCGAGGACUUCUCCAAGCUCAAGAACAAGUUCAUGAACGAGCUCAACAAAAUCCCACUGCCAAAUUGGGCCAUCGUCUCCAUCGCCUUCGUGGCCGUGGUCCUGGUCCUCUCCUGCUGCUUCUGCAUCUGCAAGAAGUGGAUAUUCAAGAAGAAGAACAAGAAGAAGGGCAAAGACAAGGGCAAGAAUGCCAUCAACAUGAUGGACGUGAACGACGGUGCGAAAACCGAGGCCUUGAAGGAUGAGGAUGACGCUGAGACAGGCCUGACCGAUACGGAGAAAGAGCCCGAGCCCAAGGAGGAAGAGAAACUGGGCAAAUUACAGUUCAGCCUGGAUUACAAUUUCACCGAGAAUACGCUCAUAGUAGGGAUCAUCCAAGCAGCGGACCUUCCAGCCAUGGACAUGGGCGGCACCUCGGACCCCUAUGUCAAGGUCUACCUGCUACCUGACAAGAAGAAGAAGUUUGAGACCAAGGUCCACCGGAAGACCCUAAACCCAACCUUCAACGAGCAGUUCCAAUUCAAGGUGCCCUACGUCGAGCUGGGAGGCAAGACGCUGAUGAUGACGGUGUACGACUUUGACCGCUUCUCCAAGCACGACGCCAUCGGAGACGUGAAGCUGCCCAUGAACAAGAUUGACUUUAGUCACGUGACCGAGGAGUGGCGGGAUCUUGUGAGCGCCGAGAAGGAGGAGCAAGAGAAGCUGGGUGAUAUCUGCUUCUCCCUGAGAUACGUUCCCACCGCCGGCAAGCUGACCGUGGUCAUCCUGGAGGCCAAGAACCUGAAGAAGAUGGACGUGGGAGGCUUGUCAGAUCCCUACGUGAAGAUCCACCUGAUGCAGAACGGGAAGAGGCUGAAGAAGAAGAAGACGACAAUCAAGAAGAACACCCUCAACCCUUACUACAACGAGUCCUUCAGCUUUGAAGUGCCAUUCGAGCAAAUCCAGAAAGUUCAAGUUGUUGUAACCGUUCUGGACUAUGACAAGAUCGGCAAGAACGAUGCCAUCGGCAAGGUCUUUGUGGGCCUCAACAGCUCGGGGACGGAGCUGCGCCACUGGUCGGAUAUGCUGGCCAACCCCAGGAGACCCAUCGCCCAGUGGCACGUGCUGAAGGUGGAGGAGGAGGUGGACGCUCAGCUCUCCACAAAAAAAUAGGCAGGGCCCUUUCAGCACCUUCCCCAUAGUGCUCUUUAGCCAGUAUGUGUAAAUACCUCAGUGAUAUAUGAGUCCAUCCACCGUCAAACCAAUCCAGCCAAAUCCUUCCCACCAACCCCAUACUACUUGUCUUAUCACCUUCUUUUGUAAUUGUUAAUGGUUCUUUCAAAACCCUAGGCCCCGAUGUUCAGAUUUGUGUUUCUAUUUGUCAGGUUGGGAGUCCCCGCCCCUGACCUGACUAUGUUGUCCAUCUCUACGCCCUGAUUCCCCCUAACCAAAUGCCCCCUUUUAAGCAAUAUGAUCUGUAUAGAUAGCGCAUGACUGAAAGACAUUUAUUGUACCACAGUUGUAUAUAUCAGUCUGCAGGCAAAAAUUAUUUCUAAUUUAUGUUGGUAUGUUGUUACCCGUUUCCUAAUCGAUGUAUAUCUGGAUGUUUUUAAUAAGAUGUUCUAUUUUAAAUUAUGUAAAUGCAGAUAUAGGAGAGACGAUAUUAUAUAUUACAGGAUUAAAAAAAUUGACCUUAUUGCAUUCCAGAGGAAGAAGAAAGCAAUUCCACCCUGUAAGAUGCUAGUGGAAGUAUAGUCACAUUGUAAAGGACGGUGUCUGGCUUUAUGUUUACUAAUGAACCAUUGCAGAGAAAAGUUGAAAUAAACAGAAAACUAGGCCGUUAACUACUAUGGUUUCAUGGGAAAAUAUAUGCUGCUGGAUAGUAUACAAGCACAUGGUUUCUUAUACACCUUUUUAUACACAUUUCUCCAUCAGAGGACCUACUUGUUUUGCUUGAAACACAAUGUUCUGGAGGAUCUCUCAAAUCGAUGCAAACCGGUUAGCCUUUUUCCUUGUCCUUAAGCAGGGCAUCACCUCGUGACACAGUCAGUUACUUUUAAGUGAAAUAGGUCCUCAUUUGAAAGGCCAUCUGUUCGUUAAAUUAUUAUUUAUUUUUUUACAGACCGGUCCUCUUAAACCCAAAUGACUAUUCCUCCAACCCCCCUCUGAAACUGACCCCAUAUGAAAUAGAAUCAAGGAGUAGCCAUUGUGUCCUUAAGCUUGUUGAACAAUAUUUUGUUAACCGCUUACUUUCAAUAGCCUUGUUGUUGGAAACGGAUUAUGUUCAGGACAUUGGAGUCUCAAGGUCUCCAAAGAUGGAAAAUGGACUUUUAGAUGACCAUUUUUUUAAAUAAAUUCAGCUGAUUUUUUUGUAAACUGCAUGAUUUUUUAAACAAUAUUGGCUAAAGGCUGGGA
This is a messenger RNA of Oncorhynchus masou masou (cherry salmon), 2944 nucleotides long. RefSeq names its product synaptotagmin-1-like. Gene Ontology annotation, cellular component: synaptic vesicle membrane; plasma membrane; axon. Bases 452 to 1702 code for a protein of 416 amino acids. Lineage: Eukaryota; Metazoa; Chordata; Actinopteri; Salmoniformes; Salmonidae. Gene Ontology annotation, molecular function: calcium ion binding; phosphatidylserine binding; clathrin binding. The transcript is spliced from 11 exons. The record is from RefSeq and is a predicted model, not a curated record. Gene Ontology annotation, biological process: calcium ion-regulated exocytosis of neurotransmitter; synaptic vesicle endocytosis; regulation of dopamine secretion.